Molecule: messenger RNA, 924 nt
Organism: Capsicum annuum
Lineage: Eukaryota; Viridiplantae; Streptophyta; Magnoliopsida; Solanales; Solanaceae
Exons: 1
Coding region: 1-924 (307 amino acids)
Source: RefSeq, a predicted model, not a curated record
AUGUAUCCAAACAUUGAAGCUGAUGCACUCACUCCUGGUAUAUCUGAUCAUACUUCUCUCCUAGUCCAAGGUGGUAAGCAGAUUAAUUUGUAUCCUAAGCCCUUUAAACUUUAUACUGCUGUUAUGGAGCAUACAGAGUUUGCUGAGGUGGUUCAGAGGACAUGGUAUCAACAGGUAGAAAUGCUUACAAUGAAAGCUAUCUGGCAGAAACUGAAGCUAGUCAAAGCUGAACUGAAAGAAUUGAAUACCUACAUGGCUAGCUACAGCCAUAAACUCAACCAAACCAGGCAACAAUUGGAGCAAGUACAAGCUAAAAUUAUACACAACCCUCUUUGUCAGACUCUAUUUGAUCAGGAGAAAAGCCUUAUUACAGAAAUUAACAAAUGGAGUGAUGUAGAGGAGAAGAUGCUGAGACAGAAAUCAAGGGCAUGUUGGAUCAAGAGUGGUGAUGCUAACACUAAAUAUUUCUAUGAAAAAUUGAGAAUUGGAGCAAGCAAAAACACUAUCACAUCCAUUUAUACAACAACAGAAACUAAGUUAACAGAUCUAGGAGCUUUUGAAGAGGAAUUCAUGACCUGUUUCAAACAGCUAAUGGGAAGUAAUGCAGCUACUCUACCAUGUCCUAAUACUGAAGUCAUCCGGAAUGGUGUGUGCUUAACUAGAAAGCAACAACUCUUCUUGAUCAUGGAGAUAACUAUUGAUGAAAUUGAUAAUACUAUAAAAGGCAUGGCCAUGGAUAAAGCUCCGGGAGUGGAUGGGUUUCCAGUGGAAUUCUUCACCAAAAACUGGGCUACUGUUAAAAAUGAUGUCUGUGAUGCCAUCCAAAAAUUCUUCUCUACUGGUACCAUGGACCAAGCAUGGAACUGCACAACUAUUACACUGGUUCAAAAACAUGAAUCCCCUACCCAGGUGAAGGAUUAUUGA